AUGCACAACAUCAACUGGCUCCACGCCCCUAACACCCGCGACAUCAUGCAACGCCUUAUUGUCAAAUAUGAGCGCUUCUUCUCUCUCUUCGCCCAAUACCCCGGCAAAACUGUCGUGCCAACCCUCGACGUCGACCUCGCCUGGCACACUCACCAGCUGUCUCCCCCACAUUACUAUGCCUACUCGACGCGUCUGACGGGCGGCAAGACCUUCGUUGAUCACGACGACAAGAUUGAUGAGUCGAGACUC
Lindgomyces ingoldianus is the source of this 249-nucleotide messenger RNA. RefSeq lists its product as uncharacterized. The annotation marks the transcript as partial. NCBI's taxonomy places the organism in Eukaryota, Fungi, Ascomycota, Dothideomycetes, Pleosporales, Lindgomycetaceae. The transcript has a single exon. The record is from RefSeq and is a predicted model, not a curated record.